Wyeomyia smithii (pitcher-plant mosquito) is the source of this 2148-nucleotide messenger RNA. RefSeq names its product sphingosine-1-phosphate phosphatase 1-like. Gene Ontology annotation, cellular component: endoplasmic reticulum membrane. Gene Ontology annotation, biological process: sphingosine metabolic process; phospholipid dephosphorylation. The record is from RefSeq and is a predicted model, not a curated record. Bases 531 to 1793 code for a protein of 420 amino acids. Lineage: Eukaryota; Metazoa; Arthropoda; Insecta; Diptera; Culicidae. The transcript has 4 exons. Gene Ontology annotation, molecular function: sphingosine-1-phosphate phosphatase activity.
GUCAUUUGCGGAUCUACCACCGCGACCAACGCCGACCGAUUCUAAUUUUUUACCGUUCGAGCAAUUCGCGUUGACGGUGUUGCUGAUAUUUGUUUGGUUUUUGCAUGCGAAAAAGAAACUCGAGAAACUGCGGAAAACCUUCAUGAAUGUGUUGUGUAGUGAUUUUUUAUCCCCAUUAUUGUUCAUAGUUACAAACAUCAUGGACCAACAAACGUCAUGGACCAAAGUUGAUCUGCGAUAACGCACACAUAUAUGAAAUUUGACAGCAGUGAAUCCCCGGAUAUUUCGUCGAUAUCGAUUCACGGUUAUCGAGACAGUAUCACCCAAUACCACUGCCAAAAAGUUACGCGAUUUGUGUUUGUGUUCUAUUUAGUGGUUGCGGAGUGGUCUAGUUUUUCUGCGAUGACACGAUAAUACUUCCAUUUCUCUGCAAAGAGGAAAACUUCCAUUAAUGUUUAGGUAUUUUCCUCACUUUUGGUUCUAAUAGUGAAAUUUAGCUCGCACUUUAAAGAGGAAUAGAAUAAUUUAUAAUGACUGCCGCUGCGAUUCAGUAUCUUAAGAGCCCUGAGCUGGUAGUUAAGGUUCAAGAAUUUUUCGGCAUCGAAUAUCUGAAACAGCGAAAAGCAAAAAUCGAUGUAGGUGGGUUGUCGGAUAGCAAUGGUUAUGACCACUGGCCGGACAAAUGUAAAACAACGAUCAAAUCUACAAACGGAACUGCAAAGGCAAACUGCGAACAAAUUGAUACGAAUGAUAAGAAAGAAUCAGCACAAGAUAGCGGCGGCGAUGAACGGUAUCGCGUGAAUAACAAAUUUUGGUAUUACUUCUUCCUACUCGGAACAGAGCUAGGGGAUGAGAUUUUUUACGCUACAUUCAUUCCUCUGUGGUUUUGGAACAUUGACAGCGCAGUGGGUCGACGGGUUGUCAUGGUUUGGUCAGCGAUAAUGUAUGUCGGUCAAACCUUAAAGGACGUUAUUCGAUGGCCCAGACCUACUUACCCCGUUAGCCGGUUGCAGAAGAAAUGGGCCCUGGAGUAUGGGAUGCCAUCUACGCAUGCGAUGGUAUCCGUAGCAAUACCGUUCUCGGUUUUGAUUUAUACCUACGACAGGUAUAUUUAUUCCUUGCCUUUCGGGUUGGCAUUCGCUCUGGUUUGGUGUGCAGUAAUCUGUUUCAGUCGUAUUUAUUUAGGAAUGCAUACAGUGCUGGACAUAAUAGCUGGGCUGGUCUUAGUUGUGCUACUAAUGAUACCAUUGAUUCCGAUUGUAGACAAAUUAGAUUACAUUAUAGUUACUAGUCGCUGGUCGCCUAUUUUUGUGUUGACUAUUUCCAUUACGCUUAUAGUGUUCUAUCCGGAUUCUGGAAUUUGGACACCGACUAGAGGAGAUACUACACUUACGGUUAGCGUUUGUGCUGGAAUCGAAAUUGGGGCCUGGUUGCAUUACAUGCUUGGUGAUUUUACGGCGCCGAACAAUCCUCCACCAUACGAAAUCAUUUGGCCCUCGUAUGCUAUGCUGGGAAUGCUUCUACUGCGAACGGUUCUCGGCCUUUGUUGCAUUGUGGCAACUCGUGCCUUUGGGAAAUCUAUUUCCUAUGCGUUUGUUUGUUUCCUUUUAGGUCGAGACAAAAACGAGCUCCGCCGGUCGGAAAAUACUCUGGAAAACAAGAACAAAAUCAUCGUUGAGCUUUCGUACAAGUUUUAUACCUAUGGAAUGAUUGGCUUUAACACGCAAUAUCUUUUACCGACUGUGUUCAAACUGUUGCGAAUAGGUCGACCAGAUUUUUACACGGAAAUUUGACUCUACUGUAUGCAAACAUAAAAGUUAUUAGGAAAACACCAAACAUUCCAAAUGCAACAAUUCCUCAACAGGCACAAUUAUGAUAAGCGUAAUCGUCGAAUAAGGCAAGCACAUUUUGUUUUCUGCCAAUAUCGAAAGUCAAUAUCUUUAAGCUCUACUGUGAACUGUCUCCACUCUUUAGAAUUUCAAUCACUAUCAUGUUAUAUUUUAAUAUUCAAGCACGAGUAGACUUUUCUUAGCAAAGUAAUAUGAUACAACGAGCCACAACGAUUUUCAUAUUUGGAUUGAAACUGCACUGCAAGUGUUUGAUACGAAAAAAUACAAGCCCUUUCUAACCGAUUCUAUACAAAUUGUG